Racocetra persica is the source of this 443-nucleotide messenger RNA. NCBI's taxonomy places the organism in Eukaryota, Fungi, Glomeromycota, Glomeromycetes, Diversisporales, Gigasporaceae. The record is from the annotation of a GenBank genome assembly.
AUCGGGACAUUGUUAAUCAUUCCGGAAGAUCUACACCGAUUACUUUCCUAUUUCAAAAAGGUGUUCCAACAGUUACUACGAUGUCAUUAACCGGGCAUAAAAGCGAGUCAUCAUACAGAAUUUAUGCACGUCCGUCACAGCAGCAAAAAGAAGAAGCACUAUCAUUAUUAAUAAAUAAUGUUGGAACUUUACCUUUAAAAGAUUCAGAAACUUCAAACAAUUCAUCAAGUAGUUCUGAAGAUUUAAACGAUACAAGGAAAAUCAAAAAUACUGUUUCAACGAAUUUAUUCUCAUCAAUUAAUCCUUCUGUUAUGAAACCAUUCCGAUCACCUUUACGAAAUAUUAAAAAUAAACCUCACAGCAGUCAGCGAGUUUCUCAUAAGAUUUUCAAUAAGAACAAUUCUUCUGAAGGACAAGAUUCGAUUGAUUAUGAUGAUGCUAAA